AUAUAUAUAUAUGCGUUAUUUUUUCAUUUUCAUGACAAAAUAAUUUUUUAUUGUAAAUAAUAAAUAAUACUAGUUGUAUUACAAAAAACGUAAUUAUGUAAUUUGUCAUUUUUAUUAUUAUAAAAAAAUUUGGUUGAAUCUUUAAUUGGUACAAUGCGUAUAGAGUUGGGCGAAACUAAUUGUCUAAGAAUUUUUUUAGUCUGAAAAUGUUAUUUAAAGAUAAGUCGAAAAAUCUGAGAAAAAUAUUUUCUAAAAAGAAUGUAAUGAAUAUAAAAUUUUUAUUGUUAACAUAAAUGAAUGAAUAAUUAGAAGGCUGGAUCCGCUUUUGGACAUCAUUUUCUGAACGAAACCCUAAAAAAGACUUUAAAACACAGAAAAUUUUUUUUUUACUUAUACGCUUUAUAUAACAAAUUAUUUGCAAAAUUUAAGAUAAUUAUAUAAUUGCACAAAUUGAAUUAAUUUUUGAAACGUCUUUUGAGUUGUAAUCGGAAAUUCCUAAUUCCACGUUUUGUCAAUUCAAGACGGAUAUAUAAAAGAAGUUUAUAACAUUGUAUGCAACAAAUUAUUAGUUGAAGUUAAAGUGUUAAACACAAAAGAAAUAAAAAAUGAAAGCUAACAUUGUAGUUGGAUCAGUUUUAACAAUAAUUCUAAUAAAUAAUGUUGAAGGGAAAUUUAACCUGGAUGGAUUGAAAAAAAUGACAAAACCCUUAAAAGCACCAUGCAUUCAACAAUCAGGUGUUGAUCCAGCAUUAAUUGAGGCAGCUAAUAAUAAAAAUUUUGUUGAGGAUCCUCAACUCAAGUGUUAUUUUAUGUGUGUUUUGCAAAAACUAAAAACAAUUAAAAGUGGAAAAAUUGCCGUGUCUGCUUUACAAGCACAAAUUAAUGCUUUAGUUGAAGACUCCCUUGCUGUUCGAUUAUUGCAAUUGACAGAAGCUUGUAAACAUACAACUCUUAUUGCAGACCUCUGUGAAGCUGCAUAUGCAUAUAUUAAAUGCGGUGUAGAAUAUGAUAAUAGUUUAAAUUUUUUCCCAUGAGAAAGAAAUAAGGUGACAACAAAUGUGCGUAGAAACAUUGUACUAUUUUAUUUUUUUCAAUUUUUUGCAAAAAUAAUUUUUUACUAUAAAUGCUAAAUAAUAGGUAUUAUUAAUCUUAUUACAAAAACAUAAUUAUGUUAGUAAUUUUAUUUUUCUUUAUUG
Messenger RNA from Leptopilina boulardi, 1196 nucleotides. RefSeq names its product general odorant-binding protein 83a-like. Lineage: Eukaryota; Metazoa; Arthropoda; Insecta; Hymenoptera; Figitidae. Gene Ontology annotation, cellular component: extracellular region. Bases 606 to 1034 code for a protein of 142 amino acids. The record is from RefSeq and is a predicted model, not a curated record. Gene Ontology annotation, molecular function: odorant binding; dibutyl phthalate binding. Gene Ontology annotation, biological process: olfactory behavior; sensory perception of smell. The transcript is spliced from 6 exons.